GAGUGGGGGAAUAUUGUAUUGGAGAAAAAAGAAAAGGGUAGAGCGGUAAAAACGGAUGCAACGAAUUUGAUAAACCGAUCACGUCCGGAAGCCAAGCUCGUAUAUAUAUAAACCCCCCUAUUAUUAUUCUCAUUCAUCAUAUCAUUCCCCCAAAACACAAACCCUAUUUUCUCUCUUUCUCUCUCAAAUCAAUCAAAUGGCCGAUCAGCUCACCGAUGACCAGAUCUCUGAAUUCAAAGAAGCCUUCAGCCUAUUCGACAAGGACGGCGAUGGUUGUAUCACGACAAAGGAACUUGGAACAGUGAUGAGAUCGCUUGGGCAAAACCCAACAGAAGCGGAACUCCAAGACAUGAUCAACGAAGUGGAUGCAGAUGGCAAUGGAACGAUCGACUUCCCAGAGUUUCUAAAUCUCAUGGCAAGAAAGAUGAAGGAUACAGACUCUGAGGAGGAGUUGAAAGAGGCAUUCAGAGUGUUUGACAAAGACCAAAACGGCUUCAUCUCAGCUGCUGAGCUGCGCCACGUGAUGACAAACCUGGGUGAGAAGCUUACUGAUGAAGAAGUCGAUGAGAUGAUCCGAGAGGCUGAUGUUGAUGGGGAUGGCCAAAUCAACUACGAGGAGUUCGUUAAGGUUAUGAUGGCUAAGUGAUACUAGUAGUGUGGUAUUGUUAUCUAGUUUAUGUCAAUUGGUUUUGGGCUUUGGAUCCUCUAAAAUCUUCUUGUUUAAUUAUGUAUCUGAUGAUGACAAGUGCUUCUUAAGUUUGUUAUUCUGUUCUCGUGAUA
Helianthus annuus (common sunflower) is the source of this 780-nucleotide messenger RNA. RefSeq names its product calmodulin-7. The record is from RefSeq and is a predicted model, not a curated record. The transcript has 2 exons. Bases 197 to 646 code for a protein of 149 amino acids. Lineage: Eukaryota; Viridiplantae; Streptophyta; Magnoliopsida; Asterales; Asteraceae. Gene Ontology annotation, molecular function: calcium ion binding; enzyme regulator activity.